GGAUUUAUGAAAUCCGCGGCUUUAUUUUGUCCAAACUCACCGCCUGGCAAGAUCGCCUAGAGAUUACUACUUUGUUUCUAUUCUGAUCGCGCAAUCACUUUAUUCUGAAACAUUUUAUUCAAAGAGCGGAAAUCAGCGGAGUGGCGCGAAGCUUUCCAGCCGCUCCCCCAAACAUUUCUGCUGUUUCAUGCGCAAGCUCGUCUAUCUACCAAUCAAGGAAGUAAGGAGACGGGAUGGCGAUUGAAAGGUCUGCGCCGGCCAAUUCCUUUUCUAUUACUAAGCUUUCCCGCUUCCAGAGGAUCGUUCUUGGCUGGGACUAUAUACGGCUUCUCAGAGAAUCCGGGAAGAAUAAUGGUAGAGAGGGGUUGAAGCACGUGAAGAACACUUUUGACAGUGUGGAAGACUACAUUGGUGUCUUUGAGCCUCUAAUUUUAGAGGAGUUGAAGUCCCAAAUCGUACAAGGGAAGGAUGAUGAAGAAGCUAGCGAUUGGCAGAGAGGUGCUGUUGCUUCAUUUCAGGAAGUUGAUGAAUUUCAUAAAUUGUCCCUGGCCGUUUUAGAUGAUUUUCGAGAAAACGUGUCUGAGAAUGAUCUUUUGCUCCUUUCAAAGGAAAAGUUCCAAGAGGGAGAGGCGCCAAAUGCUUAUGCUUUUGCCUUAGUAGAUCAUCGAGGUGGUAAAGAAACUCUUAGGGUUCUAACAUAUCUCUGUGGGGAGGUAAAGCAAUUAGAUAAGAUGGAAGUUGAAUCUAGUCCACGGCUUUCAAAGAUGCUUUCGAUUUUUAAGACAAAAGAAAGUUUUGUGUGGAUUCUGAAGAUUUGCAGUUUAUCAACUAUCAUACGAGAAUACAUAGCCAUGCAUUCUAUUGCACAUCUUCCUUUUAAGGAUUUGAUUUUGUCCGCUUCGCCCAAGUCAUAUUGUACUACAUCUGAAGGUCAGACCUGGAAUGUUCCUAAACCGCUUAUGGACCACCUUAGAGAUUGCCUCAACAGUUCACAGUUAGAUGCCAUUAAUGCAUGCCUUUCACAUAGACCAUUUGUUCUGAUACAGGGCCCUCCAGGUACAGGAAAAACACAAACAAUUAUUGGGCUUCUUAGUGCUAUUUUGCAUUCAUCUCCUACAAGUUUGCACUCCAAUAGCGGAUCUUUUUAUGUUAAGCAGAGGCCAGUAAUGUCUAUCAAAGAGAGACAUAAUCAUUGGAGAAAAGCAUCUCCUUGGUUAACUGGUUUGAGUCCAAGGGAUCUGAUUAGACCUAUUGAUGGUGACGACGGCUUUUAUCCAGUUGGAAAUGAACUGAAACCAGAAAUUGUGAAGUCUAAUCGCAAGUACCGGAUGCAUGUGUUGGUUUGUGCUCCAUCUAAUUCUGCACUUGAUGAGAUAGUACUGCGAGUUUUGUAUGGAGGUAUUCAUGACGAAAAUAACCAUGUCUACAAUCCCAAAAUUGUGCGAGUUGGGGUGCAACCACAUCAUUUAGUGCAAGCAGUGUCCAUGGAUUACCUUGUAGAGCAAAAGCUUGCAACUAUGGACCUUUCAACAUCUACUGGUAGAAAGUCUGGGGAAAGUAUGAAUCGGGAUAUGAUUCGUGAUUCAAUUAUUGAUGACUCAGCUAUUGUGUUCUCCACUCUUAGUUUUAAUGGUUCAUCACUUUUCAGCCGAACCAAAGACAUAUUUGAUGUUGUUAUAAUCGAUGAAGCCGCUCAGGCUGUGGAACCUGCAACUCUAAUUUCUCUAGCUCAUGGUUCCAGACAAGUGUUUCUUGUUGGUGAUCCAGUUCAAUUGCCAGCCACAGUAAUUUCUCCAACAGCUGAGAGAUUUGGAUAUGGGACAAGUUUAUUUAAAAGAUUCCAGGAGGCUGGCUUUCCUGUACAUUUGCUCAAAACCCAAUACCGCAUGCAUCCAGAGAUAAGCAUCUUUCCCUCAAAAGAAUUCUAUGCUGGUUCUCUGGAGGACGGAGAAUUGUUGAGCAAAAGUACAGAAAGGACAUGGCAUGAAUACCGGUGCUUUGGUCCUUUCUGUUUCUUUGACAUAGAUGGAGUUGAAUGCCAGCCUUCUGGAACGGGUUCUUGGGUCAAUGAAGAUGAAAUAGAAUUCAUUGUGCUUAUGUAUCAUAAACUGGCGAGCCAAUAUUCAACUCUGAAGUCGAUUUCCCAAUUGGCAAUCAUUUCCCCAUAUCGUUAUCAAGUGAAGUUCCUUCGUGAAAAAUUUCGAGCUACUUUUGGAGAGAAAUAUGAUCAAUCCGUUGAAAUAAAUACUGUUGAUGGAUUCCAGGGCCGGGAAAAGGAUGUCGCAAUCUUUUCAUGUGUUAGAUCAAACGGCAAGAAUGGCAAGAACCAUAUUGGAUUUGUCUCUGAUUUUCGGCGGAUGAAUGUUGGCAUAACUAGAGCAAGAUCAUCUAUUCUGGUUGUGGGUUCUGCAUCAACCUUGAUGCAGGAUGAGCAUUGGAGAAACUUAGUCAACAGUGCCAAAGAACGCGACUGUUAUUUUAAGGUUUCAAAGCCCUAUGCAUCAUUUUUCAAUGAUACAAAUCUGAAUACCUUUAGAGUACGGUCUAAGAUGGAAAAGAAAAUUCAAGAAUUGAAUGGGUUUGUGGGUCUAACCGAACUUAUAACCGAUCAAAUGGAUGUGGUUAAUGAAGGAUUCGAGGAAGAUGGCAUGGAUGCUGAUUAUGGAGGCUUUGAUGGAGAGUGAGUCAAGAGAGAACAAAAAGGAAGUCAUUAACCUCAAUGAUUAUGAUAUAGUAUUAUGGAAGUCAUUAAAGUUUAAAACCGGUGCUAGCCCUUUGCCUUCAACCAUGCUCUGAAAUUUUUGAGUUCUGAUUUUUAUUGUUUUCUCUAUUACAUCUCGUUUAGUAAAUUUGCUUUUUAACAGAUUGUUAAUCGUGUUCAACUUUUCCCA
Molecule: messenger RNA, 2891 nt
Organism: Phalaenopsis equestris
Lineage: Eukaryota; Viridiplantae; Streptophyta; Magnoliopsida; Asparagales; Orchidaceae
Product: probable helicase MAGATAMA 3
Molecular function (GO): helicase activity
Source: RefSeq, a predicted model, not a curated record